CUCCUCUCGCUUCCCGUUCUCGCCCACGCACGCCCGGCCGGGAACCCGGACAACGCGCCGCGGCCGCAGAACAGCCUCCUACGCCGAGCGCGACGCCAGUCCCGGGGUCAGGUGCCUCAGUUUCAAUCUGGGAAUUCUUUAAAUGAAACUUGUUUAAAAUCUUAGACCAUACCCAAAAGAGAGACCCCAGUCAACAGUAAGGUGGAAAAGAAUGAUGUUGUCCUUAAACAGUCUACAGAAUGUCGUCUGUAACCCGGUAUCUGACUUCUUCCCAACUGUAUCAGCUCCUCCCGGAUGGACGGGACUCAUACUUCUUUCCAGCUGCAGGCUACCUUAACAUGACCCUGGUGUAGAGCAGACAUUUAAUGAAUGACAUAAAAAAGGCAAAGCAAUAUGAAUCAGCUAGGAUGUUUGGGCAGAUAAUCCCCUACGUUGGGACCAUUUCUGAGCAGCUGGAGCCUGGAACUUUGAUUGUACUACGUGGGCAUGUUCCUAGUGACUCAGACAGGAAUCUUCCUUGCACACUUCACUUCUACCCCAUCGGCAGAGCUUGGGGCACCUGGGCGAACGCACCUGCGGGGAGACUGGGCAAUGUGGGUGCUUGUGGUGGACCGCCACCAAAAGCAUGUUCCAGGUGGACUUACAGUGUGGCAGCAGCGUGAAACCUCGAGCGGACGUGGCCUUUCAUUUCAAUCCACGGUUCAGAAGGGCCAACUGCAUUGUUUGCAACACUCUGAAAAAUGAGAAGUGGGGCUGGGAAGAGAUCACCUAUGACAUGCCUUUCAAUAAAGAAAAAUCUUUUGAGAUCGUGAUCAUGGUGCUGAAAGACAAAUUCCAGGUGGCUGUCAAUGGAAAACAUACCCUGAUCUACGCCCACAGGAUCAGCCUAGAGAAGAUCGACACCCUGGGCAUUUAUGGCAAAGUUAUCAUUCACUCCGUGGGUUUCAGCUUCAGCUCGGAUUUAAGAAGUAGCCAAGCAUCUACUCUGGAAUGGACAAAGAUAAGUGAAGAAAAUGUACAGAAGUCUGGCAUGUCACAGUUUCCUAGUAAUAGAGGAGACAUUUCUAAAAUCAUCCCCAGAACUGUCUACACCAAGAGCAAAGGUUCGCCAGCCAAUCACACUUUGACUUGCUCCAGAAUACUACCUACCGACUGUUUGUCAAAGACUCUGCCAUUCGUAGCGAGGUUGAACUCCUCAAUGGGCCCUGGACGGACUGUUGUCAUAAAAGGAGAAGUAAAUACAAACGCCAAAGGCUUUGCUGUUGAUCUACUAUCAGGAAAAUCCAGGGAUAUUGCUCUCCACCUGAACCCACGCCUGAAUGUUAAAGCAUUUGUAAGAAAUUCUUUUCUUCAGGAGUCCUGGGGAGAAGAAGAGAGAAAUAUUACCUGUUUCCCUUUUAGUCCUGGGAUGUACUUUGAGAUGAUAAUUUAUUGUGAUGUUAGAGAAUUCAAGGUUGCAGUAAACGGUGUACACAGCCUGGAGUACAGACACAGAUAUAAAGACCUGAGUCAUAUCGACACGCUGGAAAUCGAUGGCGAUAUCCACUUACUGGAAGUAAGGAGCUGGUAGCUGACCGGUGUGCUACAAAAACUGAAAUACAGGUGACUUCUGUAACACUGGCCUUGUUAAAAUGCAUCUUACUCUCAUGAUACGGUUUAUAUAUAUUGUUAAAAUGAGCUGUAAGUCCUACUGGGUGUCCUCAGUCCAUGUCACGCAGUGAGACUUUGUCAAGCAAAAAGUGAGGACAUUUGAGGCAACAGCAGCUUAUAGCCAUUAUUAUAACAGGCCUUUCUGCUCUCUCUCCUGUACCCUGGCCGCCUCUUUUUUAAACCUACUUCACAUUCAGCAAGUGUUUAUUAAGAGCCUGCUGUAACACAGUAGCCACCCUGCAUGGAGCGCUUGUCUUUUGCCAGCACUGUGCUGGGAGCUGGGAGGACACAGUGAGGCACGUACGUUCCCUGUUCUGUUCAGCUCAGAACCUUCCGUGCUUUGCCACUGUGUCAUUGUUUCUCCUCCAUGCACUACAUAAACUCACCAGGCACUUAAAAGAAUUAUUCUGUUAGAUCACCUGAGGACACUAUAGGCGACACCACUCUUCCUGCAGUGCUGCCCUUCAUACCCAGUGUUUGAUCGUAUCCUGUAAUUGAGAGGAUUGAUGUUGACCUACAUCUGGCAAUUUUCUUUAGCAUAAUAUUUAUAUCUUCUAGCUGUAAGCAUUACCAAAUAAUUAUCAUUAUGAGAUCGGAACACAGCACAAGAUAGAGGCAAAAAACAAAGCAAAACGAACAAAACCAAAUGGUACUGAAAUUAACUUGAUGUCAAUCUCCAGGCCACUGAUCUUCUGUACCAGUAAAUGGUUAUUUUAGAAUAUUGGAAUUUAGGGUGAGUCAGAGGUCUCCUCUGAAAGUUUAAGGUAGACGAGAGUUGGAUUCAAUUUGUAAAAUGUUUGUGGGUAACAAAGCAAUGUCAAGAUUAGACUUAAUGAUUGAUUAUAGAACAGGCCCUAUCAAUCAGAAAGUAAAAUACACCAGCAGAGACCAGUGAAGUAGAGAGAGGCCGUGUGUGCCUGUUGCUUGUCUGCACGCAGACCAGCACUGCCUCUCCUCUUCUAAGACGACCCCGUCAUCGUUAGUGACUGAGAUCAAAACGCUGUUCUCCCUUCAGUGAUUAAAAUCAAACCUGUAUCAGCAAGUUGAA
Molecule: messenger RNA, 2698 nt
Organism: Aethalodelphis obliquidens (Pacific white-sided dolphin)
Lineage: Eukaryota; Metazoa; Chordata; Mammalia; Artiodactyla; Delphinidae
Gene: LGALS8
Product: galectin 8
Exons: 13
Coding region: 626-1570 (314 amino acids)
Cellular component (GO): cytoplasm
Molecular function (GO): carbohydrate binding
Source: RefSeq, a predicted model, not a curated record